GACCCUCAGGCAUUAUCACGGAUGACCUCCUUCGUACGCCAUGAUCCGCCAUGGAAGUCGGCUGGCAGCAAACACUUCUGACUGCUGCGUACGUUCCAUUGGCACAUCUCCCUCGACCAGCCAGGGUUCACUGUAGAGCUUGGCCAUGGCCCACACCAGUGCUGCUGCCCUCCCCAGUUGAGUGUCAUUCUUCCAGGCCUUCGACUGCGGCAGGACUGUGGGGAUGGCAGUGGAGGUGGGCAGCGCAUCGCCACAGGACAGCAGGCGGCUUUUGAACUGCUCCGUCACCCAGUUCUCUCGACCCGAACCCGCUUCAGACAGCUUCCUCUGGGCCUCCUGGAGGAUCUCUCUCUGCUGGGAGAGGGCAUUUUUGUACUGCAUGUACAGGUCAGGGCUCAGGGGGCCUGCGUGUGUGUGUCUGGGCCGUGCUGUAGCGUUGUCCCUGAUGGGCGGCUGGUCUCGCAGUGCCGUGCUGGAGCUGUACAGAGCGCUGCUGCGCGCAGGGCGCCACUUGCAGUACACUGACCGCAACUACUACCGCCGCGCCGUGGCCCGUGAGUUCCGCCGUUGCCAAGCGCUGUCCGCCCCACAGGAGAAGGAGGACGCGCUGAAGAGGGGCCAGUUCUUCCUCAACAGCCGUCUGGGGGGGCUGGUGUAA
This is a messenger RNA of Alosa alosa (allis shad), 658 nucleotides long. RefSeq names its product MIEF1 upstream open reading frame protein-like. Bases 224 to 658 code for a protein of 144 amino acids. The record is from RefSeq and is a predicted model, not a curated record. Lineage: Eukaryota; Metazoa; Chordata; Actinopteri; Clupeiformes; Clupeidae. The transcript has 3 exons.